Molecule: messenger RNA, 924 nt
Organism: Rhododendron vialii
Lineage: Eukaryota; Viridiplantae; Streptophyta; Magnoliopsida; Ericales; Ericaceae
Product: probable cellulose synthase A catalytic subunit 9 [UDP-forming]
Exons: 4
Coding region: 142-924 (260 amino acids)
Biological process (GO): plant-type primary cell wall biogenesis; cellulose biosynthetic process
Cellular component (GO): trans-Golgi network; plasma membrane
Molecular function (GO): cellulose synthase (UDP-forming) activity
Source: RefSeq, a predicted model, not a curated record
GAAUAGAAAAUGAAAAAUCGUACCUCAUGCCCCAGAUGAAUUUUGAGAAAAAGUUUGGACAAUCACCGGUUUUCGUUGCCUCAACGCUGCAAGAGGAAGGUUGGAUGGAUUUAUGGAUCGGUUAUUUUAACCGGAUUCAAGAUGCAUUGCCACGGCUGGCGGUCCGUGUACUGCAAUCCCAUAAGGCCUGGAUUUAAGGGAUCAGCCCACAUAAACCUUUCAAAUCGCUUGCACCAGAUUCUUCAACAGGCCUCGGGAUCCAUUGAGAUUUUCCUGAGUAGCCACUGUCCACUUUGGUAUGGUUACGAGUGUGGUUUAAAACCACUAGAGCGAUUCGCGUAUAUCAACUCGGUUGUGUAUCCAUUUACAUCCAUUCCCUUGAUCACUUAUUGUACCUUACCGGCUGUAUGUCUCUUCACUGGGAAGUUCAUCGUCCCUGAGAUUAGCAACUAUGCAAGCAUUGUGUUCAUGGCCCUCUUCAUAUCAAUCGCGGCAACAAGUAUCUUAGAGAUACAAUGGGGACGGGUGACCUUAGACGAUUGGUGGAGAAACGAGCAGUUCUCGUUGAUCAGCGGAGUCUCCUCCCAUUUCUUUGCCCUCUUCCAAGGCCUUCUUAAGGCCUUGACAGGUGUCAACGCAAACAUCACCAUAGCCUCCAAAGACGGAGGCAACGAAGAGUCUUUGGAGCUCCAUCUCUUCAAGUGGACGUCCUUGUUGAUCCCUCCGACGACUCUUUUGAUCAUCAACGUUAUCGGGGUUAUAGUCGGGGUUGCUAACGCCAUCAACAACGGUUACGAUACGUGGGGAUUGUUAGCAAAAGUCACUAAUAACAAGUCUAUUUCCAGCAACGACGACAGUCACUUGAUUCUCUUCUCUGAUUCUAGUUCGAUCGAUACUUUUGCUAUCAUAGCUUUUGGAUCUUGA